CCAGAAUUACUUAGAGACACAUACAUGAAGCCAACUAAGAACUAGGGUAGAAUUUCCUGAGAAUUUCUAGGGUAGUCUUAGCAAAAAUCAGUGACGUUUAGAGCUUGGAAAAGUAAAUUCCUAAUGGGAUUUUCCCCUUAAUAAUUUACUUUAAAGACUUUACUUUUGUUAUCUUGUCUUGUUACCGUAAGACCAGAUAAACUGAGACAGUAUACUCACAACAUGCUUAGAUUUAUCAGUCAAUGUGAGGGUUCUUGCACUCUGUUUCUAAACAAACUUUUAAAUAUUUUACUAAAGGUUAAAAAUUAAACACAGACAAAUAUCUGUGGUUAAAAACAAUCCUAGCCAGAGAAAUUCAUCUAAAAAGGAAGGAUUAAAACUCUUCAUCAUGAAAGUAUUGCUGCUCUUAGGUUUUUCAUGUGUCUUCUUUUGUACUUACGGAGGAAAGGUCUUCCAGAACCAGACCUCUGAGUACAAUAAAGAACCAGUUCAGCAGGUUCAACCAGCUCACAAGGAGACACACCUGUUAGAAGAAUGUUUAAAAGAGAAAUACACACAGGACUCUUGUCAGAAAGUUUUUUGUCUGCCCUGGAAGAGAUGUGUGUCAGGAAAUUGUAUUUGCAAGCUUCCCUACCAGUGCCCAAAGAAUGGCACCUCAGUGUCUUCUAUCAAUGGAAAAACAUUCCGAAGUUACUGUCAGCUGAAGAGCUAUGAAUGUCAGCACCCAGAAGCAAAGUAUAUGAGUAAAGGCAAUUACAUACAUGGAGAGACGUUUGAUGUUUCUCUGAACUAUGGAGAUUCAGAGUCAGAGGGUGUAAUUCAAGUAAAGCUUGUGAACAACACUGAGAAGUUAUUUCUGUGUAACAACAAAUGGAGUAUGAAUGAAGCAAAUGUAGCCUGCAGACACCAUGGCUUUGAAGCGGGUGCUGAAUAUCACAGAAAGACAUUCACUGUCCCAGAACAUGCCAACACUUCACCUUGGUGUCUUCAAGUGAUGUGCAGAGGGCUAGAGACUAGCCUAGCUGAAUGUAAAUUAAUUAAGAGAUCAGCUCCAGGUGGUGUAAAGAAUUUUGCUAAGGUGGCAUGCCAUAAAGACCAGAGAGAAUGUACACCAGAGGAAUUCUGUUGUGCCAAUAAGAAAUGCAUUCCUCUGACAGAAACCUGUAAUGGGAUAAAUGACUGUGGAGACCUAAGUGAUGAAUUGUGUUGCAAAGAGUGCAAGAACAAGAGUUUUCUCUGUAACUCAGGUGUGUGUAUUCCAAAGACUUACCUCUGUAACAAGGAAAUUGAUUGCCUUACAGGAGAGGAUGAACUACAAGUGAACUGUGAAGAUGAACAAAAUGAAGAACUAGAAAUUCAAGAUCAAGAUGAUGAUGGACAAUAUACAGAGACUCAAGGUCAACAGAUUGGUGAACAGAGUCCAGAGCCAGAUGUUCAAGGUCAAUAUUUUGGUAAUAAAGAAGAAAAACAUAAAGUGAUGAUACACACAAGAGCAAAAGGGAAAGCACCAGAAGUUGUACCAAACUACAAUGCAAAUGAAGAACGGAGGGCAAUCAAGACAUUUUUACCUGAGUUAAAGUGUGGUAUUACAAACUACACUGUAACUCGACAUAAGCGAAUUGUAGGAGGAAAUCCAGCUGCAAAGGGUGAAUUCCCUUGGCAAGUGGCAAUUAAAGAAGAAGGUGGUACAGGUCCCUCAGUGUACUGUGGAGGGGUUUAUAUUGGUGGCUGUUGGAUUUUAACUGCUGCACAUUGCGUCAGAGCAACUCGAGUUCAUCAAUAUAGAAUAUGGUCUGGCUUGUUGGACACAAUACUGUAUAAUCCAGAAAUGGAUACUUUUAAGCUGAAUAAAGUGAUAAUCCACGAAAAGUAUAAUGCUGGAACAUAUGAAAAUGACAUUGCUCUGCUGGAGAUGAAAAGUAUGGACAAAGGAAAACCAUGCUCGUUAUCAUAUAGCACACCUGCCUGUGUCCCAUGGUCAGAAUAUAUGUUUAAACCUGGACAUAGAUGCAAGAUUUCUGGAUGGGGACUAGAAAGAGACAGUGCCAAACAAUUUGUCCUCAAAUGGGGCUAUAUUGAUAUACUGUCAAAUUGUACUGAUAUCUACAAGGACCGUUUUUUUAAAGGAAUGGAAUGUGCAGGUACACAUGAUGGGUCCAUUGACAGCUGUAAAGGUGAUUCAGGAGGACCUCUGGUCUGUUUUGAUUCAAAUAAUGUGGCCUAUGUGUGGGGUGUUGUGAGCUGGGGUGAAAACUGUGGAGUGGCUGGCUACCCUGGUGUUUAUACAAAGGUGGCAAGUUAUUUUGACUGGAUUAGCCAUCAGGUGGGGAGGGCCCUCAUUUCUAAAUAUAAUGUGUGAAGCUUUGGAAAUGAAGUGCUCCAUUGUUACCACCUACACACAAAAAUGAAAAUUCAGUUCUAUGUUAUGAUCAAAAGUUGUCACGUAAUAACUCCUAAAACAAAUGUUUAACAAGCACAUUGUGAUAAUGCAAUUAGCCUCCUAUAAAUGUUGUGAUUUGUGUGGAAAUAGUGUUUUGUACUGUAAUUAAUUGCCUGCAAGACUCACUAAAAAUGCAUGCUUAUUAGAAGGAAAUUAAAAUGUGUGGUGCUUUGCAAGUGU
Gavialis gangeticus (Gharial) is the source of this 2620-nucleotide messenger RNA. It is a transcript of the gene CFI, whose product is annotated as complement factor I. The record is from RefSeq and is a predicted model, not a curated record. Gene Ontology annotation, biological process: proteolysis. NCBI's taxonomy places the organism in Eukaryota, Metazoa, Chordata, Crocodylia, Gavialidae. The transcript is spliced from 17 exons. The coding region runs from base 389 to 2359 and encodes 656 amino acids. Gene Ontology annotation, cellular component: membrane. Gene Ontology annotation, molecular function: serine-type endopeptidase activity; protein binding.